AUCGUGCCUUGAUGCAAUUGCUAAUUGCAACCCUUUCUUCUACUGCAAUCUCAUAUGUCAUUGGGUGUACUAGUUCUCAUGAUAUGUGGGUUCAGUUGAAGGACAGAUUCUCUACUGUUACCAAAGCUAGGAUUUUUCAGAUGAAAAGUGAGCUUCAGAAUAUCAAGAAGGGUGCUGAACCAGUCUCUCAAUACUUGCAAAAGAUAAAAGAUGCCAGAGAUCAUCUUGCUGCUGCUGGGGUUUCCUUUGAUGAUGAUGAUAUUGUGAUCUUGGCUCUUAAUGGUCUUCCCCCAGAAUAUAAUACGUUUCGGUGUAUGGUUCGAGGCAGGGAAAAUGUGCUCUCACUCAAAGAUUUUAGAUCUCAGUUGCUUGCUGAAGAGGCUAUUCUUGAGCAUACUACCUCUGCCACUCCUUUUGCCUCUGCGAUGAUGGCGAAUAAUCAAUCAUUCAAAGGAAAAUCCCUUGUUCUUGCUGACACUUCCACAUCUGUCCCAUCUUCUAUUUCAUCUGGCCACAAUGGUGGUGUCAAUAGUGGUGUCAAUGGAGGUUUCCACUCUAGCUCUAAUGGUGGCUCUUUUUCACAUAAUGGUGGUUUUCACUCUGGCCCUAAUAGAGGUUCAUUCUAUAGAGAAAGAGGCAGACCUCGGCAUCAGUUUUCAUCUGGUCCAAGACCGUAUCAAGCUCCACCUAAUUCUGGCCCUGGCAUCCUUGGUUCGGCAAUUCACAGGUCAUAAUUCCUCUGUUCAAUGCCAAAUUUGUUGGAAAUAUGGCCACACUGCUGUUCAGUGUUACCACAGGGGCAAUUUUUCCUAUCAAGGCAAACCUCCUUCAUCCAAUCUUACUGCAAUGCAUGCCAAUUGUUCUCCUUCCUCAUCAACUGAGCAAUUUUGGGUAGCUGAUACUGGAGCAACGGCCCAUAUGACUUCUGAUUUGUCUCAGCUUAGUCUUGCUACCCCUUUCUCUGGAAAUGAGACAAUCACCACUGCAGGGGG
Prunus avium (sweet cherry) is the source of this 992-nucleotide messenger RNA. Lineage: Eukaryota; Viridiplantae; Streptophyta; Magnoliopsida; Rosales; Rosaceae. The record is from RefSeq and is a predicted model, not a curated record.